UGGGCACGGCCCCCAGUUUCAAGGACGCGGUGGCAUUUGGAGAGCUCCCAAUCUAAACCAGGUCUUAGAAAACUACUCGGAUGCGCCAAUGACACCAAAACAGAUUCUGCAGGUCAUAGAGGCAGAAGGACUAAAGGAAAUGAGAAGCGGGACGUCCCCUCUUGCGUGUCUCAAUGCCAUGUUGCAUUCCAACUCAAGAGGAGGAGAGGGGCUUUUUUACAAACUUCCUGGCCGAAUCAGUCUUUUCACACUCAAAAAACGAAAAGAAGUCUCAGAUCAAGGUCAGAAAGAUGCCCUGCAGUGGUCUCGAAACCCAGCUGGGAUGGAGGGAGAGGAGCCUGAGGACACAGCCGACGUGGAGAGCUGUGGGUCUAAUGAAGCUAGCACUGUGAGUGGGGAAAAUGAUGUGUCUCUUGAUGAAACAUCUUCAAAUGCAUCCUGUUCUACAGAGUCUCAGAGUCGGCCUCUUUCCAGUCCCAGGGACAGCUGUAGAGCUUCCUCGCAGGCAAGCAAGCAAAAGAAAAAGACUGGGGUGAUGCUCCCUCGAGUUGUCCUGACACCUCUGAAGGUAAACGGGGCCCACGUGGAAUCCGCAACAGGGUUCUUGGGCCGCCCCGCUGAUGGUGAGAGUGGUAGCCCGUCAAGCAGCAGCAGUGGCUCUCUGGCCCUGGGCAGCACUGCUAUUCGUGGCCAGGCCGAGGUCACACGGGACCCUGCCCCGCUCCUGAGAGCUUUCCGGAAGCCAGCCACAGGCCAAAUGAAACGCAACAGAGGGGAGGAGAUUGAUUUUGAGACGCCUGGGUCCAUUCUGGUCAACACCAACCUCCGUGCCCUGAUCAACUCUCGGACCUUCCACGCUCUGCCAUGCCCCUUCCAGCAGCAGCUGCUCCUCCUCCUCCCUGAAGUGGAUAGACAGGUGGGAACAGAUGGUCUGUUGCGUCUCAGCAGCAGUGCACUGAAUAACGAGUUUUUCACCCAUGCAGCUCAGAGCUGGCGGGAGCGCCUGGCUGACGGUGAAUUCACUCAUGAGAUGCAAGUCAGGAUACGACAGGAGAUGGAGAAGGAAAAGAAGGUGGAGCAGUGGAAGGAAAAGUUCUUUGAGGACUACUAUGGCCAGAAGUUGGGUCUGACCAGAGAAGAGUCCCUGCAGCAGAACACGGGCCAGGAGGAGGCUGAACUCAAGAGUGACUUACGUGUCUCAGGAGAGCCAGCACGGCUACAACGUGCUCUGGCCACCCGGCAGCGGGACGGCCAUUUCAAGAAACGCUCUCGGCCAGAUCUCCGAACCAGAGCCAGAAGGAAUCUAUACAAAAAACAGGAGCCAGAAGCUGCAGUGAUGGCUACAGAUGGGAAGUCAGUGGCACCAGACACACCUCUCGAAGAGGCUGAGGCCGACUCAACCGGGGUGAGCAUUUCUCACCUGCCAGGCGUGUCCUCUCCAGCACCUGGCCCAGAGGGGCCUGAAGUCCCAGCAGAGCCUGCGGCUUCCCAGAUCCAGACUGAGCCAGGAGAUUUGGUGUGUGCCUCUGCAGCUACAGACAGAAUUCCUAGCCUGCCUCAGGAGACUGUGGACCAGGAGCCCAAGGACCAGAAGAGGAAAUCCUUUGAGCAGGCGGCCUCUGCAUCCUUUCCCGAAAAGAAGCCCCGGCUUGAAGAUCGUCAGUCCUUUCGUAACACAAUUGAAAGUGUUCACACCGAAAAGCCACAGCCCACUAAAGAGGAGCCCAAAGUCCCGCCCAUCCGGAUUCAACUUUCACGCAUCAAACCACCCUGGGUGGUUAAAGGUCAGCCCGCUUACCAGAUAUGCCCCCGGAUCGUCCCUGUCACAGAGUCCUCCAGCCGGGGUCGGACCGGUGCUAGGACCCUCGCAGACAUUAAAGCCCGUGCUCUGCAGGCCCGAGCCCAGCGAGAGGCGGCCUCCACUGCCAUCGGAGGGGGGGGUGGCCCGGGUGGAGGUGGCGGCAGGGCCACUGAUGAGGGAGGUGGCCGAGGCAGCAGCGCUGGUGAUGGUGGUGAGGCCUGUGGCCACCCUGAGCCCGGGGGAGCCCAGAGCACCCCUGGAGAAUGCGCGUCAGAUCUACAGCGAGCACAACUACUGCCGCCUUGUCCUGUGAAUGGGGAGUGGGUCCAAGCUGGUCCUGCCACAGCUGGAGCCAGGAGGGAGGACAGGGGCCCCGGACAGCAGGGUGCCAGUGUAGAAGACGCCUCUCAGCCCCACAUUGCUCCCACUGGGGACCAGCCCUGCCAGGCCCUGCCCCCACUGUCCUCCCAAACCCCAGGAGCUGAGCCAUUGGCUGUGCAGCCAAGGCUGCAUCUAGAUCUUAGGACUGAAUGUGGCUCUGGUGCCACUUGCUGGGAAAAGGAGUGUGAAGAGCGAGAGCCCCUCCUUCCCCUGGAGAUUGGUCCUGUGCAGGCUCUGGUGCAGGAAACUGUAUUGCAGGAAGGCCCUGGCCAGGCUCUAGUUGGUAAUCCCUCUUCGAAGGAUCUUGUAAAUGUGACCCCCAGUCCCACCCCAGGCUCCUCAUUGGCUGAUUGCCUGCAGGACAGACCAUUGGAUGAUGAAUUAGAACUUGGUAGCUCACGCCCCCCACCCUCGAGGGAAAGUGCUACUGGACAAGAAGACCUGAAAGCCAAGCCGCUCAAGGCUGAUGCUGUGGCUCCUAGGAUGGCCGAGCUUUCGAGAGACCAGGCAGUGGCACAGCCUGGCCCUAAUGCCGGAGAAAAGGUCCUGUCUGUCGUUGAGCCCCCGGCUGCAGAAGAGUGGGAGACAGCCGCUCCCGAUGUAACUGCAUUCUUUGGGAGGUUGACAAAUGAGGAGCAUCUUGGUACCCCAGGCCACCUUCCUGCACUCUGGGCAGUGCCGGGUCAAGGCAUGGGCAGCACUGACGGCAUCUGCAAGCAGGUCCCAGGUGAAAAGCUCGAGGUUGAUGGUGACUCUGAGGCCCUGAGUCCUCACAGUGAGUCCACAGACACUGCCUCGGACUGUGAAGGCAGCGUUGCCGAGGAUAACAGUGAGGCCGAGCCCGGGGAAGCCGCCAGGAAGAUGGGACCGUGGGUCAUGGAAAAGGACGAGAGACUCCGCUGGAGCUCCUCCACCUCGCUUUCAAAAAAGAAUGGGGACCUGGGUGUGGUUACAAGGACAGAUGGGAUGAUUGGUACUCAGAGCUGGGUGUCUCGGGUGUGUGCGGGUCCCCAAAAGAUCCCUGACUCCUUGCUGCUGGCCAGUUCUGAAUACCAGCUGAAGCCCGUGUGCCUCGACAGGUCUGGGUCCUCAGUGGAGGCCUCGAGCCCGCUUGUGAUGCAGUUACUGCAGGGGAGUUUACCCCUGGAAAAAGUUCUUCCUUCAGCCCAGGGUGGCAACAAAUCAGAAUCCUUUCAACUCCCGCUUCCAAAAGAGCCCAGCCAUGGUGGCGCACCGAGGUUGGUAUCUCUGUCUGAUUCUGGAGGGGCCAGUCACACAGUUGGCCACAGCAACCCCAGGACCCCGGGAGCUUUGAAGGCACCGCCUCUGCCUCACGAGGCCAGCACUGCUCGUAUGGAGCGCGCAGCCACCCAGGCUUCUGGAGGGCCUCCCAUGGUUUCUGAGACAGUCCCGAGUUGUCCAGAUCCCCUGCAUCCAGUGAGGAGUCAAGCGGCCGCCUCUGGGAAACUGGAAGAGGAGAUGGAUUCCACAAGCCAGUUCUCUUCCAUUGGUUUGGAAGAUCAAAAGAAAGCCCAGGACAUGUCCCCAUGCAGACCCUCUGGUGCUGCUCCCAGCAGAAACCCAGGGACAUUCACUACCUCGAGAGUCCCAAGCUUCUUGUCGCCUGGUGCCAUCUCCUGUGGUCCAGACCAAGCAGGUCGGUCCCUAGGAGACCAAGGGAAGAAGCUCUUUGGCUCUAAGAAUAUGGCUGUGACCCCUCAGGGCCCCAGGUCUGUGGACCCAGCACCACUGCCUGCUGAUGCUCCUCCUGGUGUUCCCGGGAGGCCAUUGGGGCCCAGCAAAAGCUCUGUGUCUCGGGCGCCGCUUGCCUCCGCCAGUGGCACAAAGCCCGAAAAGUUUGCAGCAGGGGGCGCCCUGAAGAUGAAUGCAGAGAACCGCCGGGCCCUCGGACGCAGCCCCCUGGAGCUGAUGGAGCAUCUUCAAGGCAUGCCCUUUGUCAUGGACCUGCCCUUCUGGAAGCUACCCCGAGAGCCUGGGAAGGGGCUGGCGCAGCCUCUGGAGCCUUCUUCCCUCCCCUCCCAGCUUAAUAUCAAGCAGGCAUUUUAUGGGAAGCUCUCUAAACUCCAGCUAAGUUCCACCAGCUUUAAUUACACUUCCAGCUCUCCCACGUUUGCCAAAGGCCUGGCUGGAAGUGUGGUGCAGCUGAGCCACAAAGCAAACUUUGGCACGAGCCACAGCGCGUCUCUGUCCCUGCAGAUGUUCACCGACAGCAGCGCAGUGGAGAGCCUCUCGCUCCAAUGUGCAUGCAGCCUGAAAGCCAUGACCAUGUGCCAAGGCUGCGGUGCGUUCUGUCACGAUGACUGUAUCGGCCCCUCAAAGCUCUGUGUGCUGUGCCUUGUGGUGAGAUAAGAAAGUAUGGCCAUGGGAAAAGCUGUAUGCUGUGUGUAUUUUGAUAACGAUCUUAAGUCUGGAAACAGAGUCUCACUGAAAUGAUGGUCUCUGUCUGCGGGCAAGCGCACCCUAGCCUCUCCUGACGUUCACAGUGCCACAGCCCCUCUCAUGUAGCCACCCUGUGGGGGCCCACUGGGCUGCCCAAGGCCAGCUAAUCCAAGCACUCAAGCCGAUGUCUGAGCCUGGGGUGGCGUCGGGAUCCCACCUGUCACCCAGAGGAACUUGAAACAAGGUUGUGUCCUCCCCCCAAGGGGCCUCACUGACCUGAGAAGAAAUGCCUGUCUUCCACUGUCCACACCUAUCAUCUUUUGCUACUGUGUUUGGGAAAGUGGCCAGCACAGGGUUAAGGUAACUUGGGAGCAGCUGCUGAUCUGAUCACAGGGUCACAGUUCAGUCACUGGCUGGUUUGAGCGGACAUGGUGCCUUGGUGCCCUCCCCUGGCUGGAGCCACCUGGACAAUGGGGCUGGAGAGCUGCUUGUCUGUCGACCUUGAAGCCACGUGUCCAGAAGUUGGUUAGGAAUUCCUCCACGUGCCCCCUCCUGUCUCUGCCGCCUUUGGACUCAGUGGGAGUGGGCGUCUCCACACCUGUGUCCGGGAAAGUCCUUUUACAUUUCAAAGCAGUGUGUGUCCUAUUUUUAUAUUUUUAACUCUUCCUUCCUGGAUGUAUACAGUGGACUUGUGGGCUUCUGUAAGUAUGCUCUAUGCACCUCUGAUGUUUUAUCAUGUAUUUAUACAUUGUACACAGUACUGGCCGGUCCUAUAAAUGGAUGUAUUGUACAGAGAACCAGAAUGGCUCCUCCUCACUUGACAUCUCACUGUCAGUGCAUUAAGGGGUGCCAAUGUACGUAACUAGCCCUGUUGUCAGGUCCACGGCAUGCCCUGCUGGCCCAAAGGAGGGUGAAGCCCAGGGACUUGUGACCAUUAGGUGGCCCAUUGUCAUUGCAGAGCCAUGGUCAGCCACCCUCACUCGCCUGCUCUUCACCUUGCCUCUUUCCUCCCCCAAUCGUUAAGGACAAGCCACCGCCACCAGUGUUACAUGCCUCUGGACUCAUGGGUGAGGUCCCUGGGCAGCCCUGGCAGGGUCCCAGGUCUGCUCUAGGGUGGCCACCUGUUAGCAAUAGCAGAGUCCCUGCUCUCCAGUGACCACUAGAUGAAAGGUUUGAGAAGGGACAUGGCAAUGCCUGCCUGCUGCUGCUUCCCUUCUCUCAACGCCCUCCACACCUCGUUUCCAGCAAGUGGA
This is a messenger RNA of Echinops telfairi (small Madagascar hedgehog), 5835 nucleotides long. It is a transcript of the gene ASXL1, whose product is annotated as ASXL transcriptional regulator 1. Gene Ontology annotation, biological process: positive regulation of transcription by RNA polymerase II; animal organ morphogenesis. Bases 89 to 4552 code for a protein of 1487 amino acids. Gene Ontology annotation, cellular component: PR-DUB complex. The transcript has 14 exons. Lineage: Eukaryota; Metazoa; Chordata; Mammalia; Afrosoricida; Tenrecidae. The record is from RefSeq and is a predicted model, not a curated record. Gene Ontology annotation, molecular function: peroxisome proliferator activated receptor binding; chromatin binding; DNA binding.